AUGGGGCGUAUCUUCAUCCCUGAAGAAGAUUAUAUCAUGAAAAUAGGCAGAGACCAGGAGUGUCAUUGUCAUUUUGGUCCUAUUAAGGAACGCGUCGAAGCAAACAGAGACAUUCUGAGAUCCAUAGCCAAAACACUGUUGACGUGCGCACAACAAAACGUGCCAAUAAGAGGAAAGACUGAAGAACGAUCAAAUGUUUCCGCGUUUCUUCGGUUGUCAGCAUCUCACACUGUGACUCAGCACAUUGUGAAGGGCCCAAGAAACGCUCAAUAUAAAUCGCCUCUCAUUCAGAAUGAAUUACUAGACCUGAUGGCCAAACAAGUCCAAGAAAGCAUUAUUCGUGAAUGCAAAGCUGUCCUGUAUUUCUCCAUCCUGGCCAACGAAACGGCAGAUGUCAAUAACACAAUGCAAGUCUCCCUUUCCCUCCGCUACGCAGAUUCCACAUUUCAAGUGCAAGAGAAGCUUGUCACUUUUGCCAGCACUGAGGCAACAACCGGCGAAGCGCUAGCUUUAGCAGGUCUGAUAACAUCUACCAUCAUGGACUUGGAUCUCGACCUUGAGAAUCUCGUCGGGCAGGGCUAUGACGGAGCCGGAUUCGUCGCUCCUCUUUUUAUCGUGCAUUAUCGCCUACUACGGUACACUGUCCCUCUGUGCAAGCUGCUUCGAUCAGCAGACAGACUGUGA
Lingula anatina is the source of this 684-nucleotide messenger RNA. RefSeq lists its product as uncharacterized. NCBI's taxonomy places the organism in Eukaryota, Metazoa, Brachiopoda, Lingulata, Lingulida, Lingulidae. The record is from RefSeq and is a predicted model, not a curated record.